Molecule: messenger RNA, 1168 nt
Organism: Helicoverpa armigera (cotton bollworm)
Lineage: Eukaryota; Metazoa; Arthropoda; Insecta; Lepidoptera; Noctuidae
Gene: Cdk2
Product: cyclin-dependent kinase 2
Biological process (GO): protein phosphorylation; regulation of G2/M transition of mitotic cell cycle; G1/S transition of mitotic cell cycle
Cellular component (GO): cytoplasm; cyclin-dependent protein kinase holoenzyme complex; nucleus
Molecular function (GO): cyclin binding; ATP binding; cyclin-dependent protein serine/threonine kinase activity
Source: RefSeq, a predicted model, not a curated record
UGUCAGACUGACACUAGGUAUGACAUAAGGUUAUACCUGAUGUGUUACGAACGAAUUGAGAAUUUGAGAUCGGACAUACUGAUAGUUAUAUUAUUGGUUUUUCUAGGAUACUGUUCUCAGAUGGAAAAUUUUUCAAGAGUAGAAAAAAUAGGCGAAGGUACUUAUGGCGUAGUAUAUAAAGCAACGGAUAGAGUGACUGGAAAGGAAAUUGCUUUGAAGAAAAUAAAAUUGGAAAAUGAGCCGGAGGGCGUGCCGUCGACGGCACUGCGGGAGAUCUCGGUGCUGCGCGAGCUGCGCCACCCCGCCGUCGUGCAGCUGCUGGACGUGCUGCUGGCCGACAACAAGCUCUUCUUAGUCUUUGAAUUCCUUCACAUGGACUUAAAGCGCCUUAUGGACAUUACCAAAGGCCCACUUCGUCUCGAUCUUGUUAAGAGCUACCUGCGGCAGCUGCUGGAGGGCGUGGCGUACUGCCACGCGCAGCGCGUCAUGCACCGCGACCUCAAGCCGCAGAACCUGCUGGUGGACGCCGCCGGCAGCAUCAAGCUGGCCGACUUCGGGCUGGCGCGCGCCUUCGGCAUCCCCGUGCGCGCCUACACGCACGAGGUCGUCACGCUGUGGUACCGCGCGCCCGAGAUCCUGCUGGGCGCCAAGUUCUACUCCACCGCCGUGGACGUGUGGAGCCUGGCCUGCAUCUACGCCGAGAUGGCGAGCGGCCGCACGCUCUUCCCGGGCGACAGCGAGAUCGACCAGCUGUUCCGCGUGUUCCGCGCGCUCGGCACCCCGGGCGAGCGCGUGUGGGCGGGCGCGCGCCGCCUGCCCGAGUACCGCGCCGCCUUCCCGCGCUGGCCGGCGCGCGCCCGCGCGCUGCUGCCGGCCGCCGCGCGCGCGGACCCGCUCGCCGGCGCGCUGUUCGACGCCAUGCUGCGCUACGAGCCCAGCCGCCGCCUGCCCGCGCGCGCCGCGCUGCUGCACCCCUACCUGGCGCACGCGCCGCGCACGCCGCCCGACCUGCCCGCCUGACCGCCCCGCCGCCCCAAAGCCCCACCGCCUGUACGAUGACACCGACCGGAGACGCGAUUGCUCUGUGCCUAAAGCGGGAGAGUGCCGCUCGUACUCAUAUGUAUACACCUACAAGUUUCAUGUGCUCUAUUUCCAGACUCCGCGAAUU